AUGGCAUCGGAACAAGCACCUCCCCUUCCACCCGACUCAGGAUACGACUUUGUCGGCAUGGCCAACCUGCACAACGACAUAUACCCAGCCAUCGACGCUACAUCGAAUCCAACACUCAAACAAUCCGGAAAAGUCGUCCUCAUCACAGGAGCAGGCCGCGGCAUCGGCCGAGCCAUUGCACUACAGUACGCACACGCCUCGGCCAGCACGAUCAUCCUAUGCGCGCGCACCUCAUCCGAGCUAGACGAGGUAAGCAGCGCGAUCCAGAAAACCAACAGCAGCGUGCGCGUGCGUAAAGAAGUGUUGAGCGUGACCGAUGGCCCGGCCAUCAAGAAGCUCGCUGCGAGCGUGUGCGACCAAGAGGGAAGGCUCGACGUCCUCGUCAACAACGCUGGCAUGAGCUGUUCCUGGGCGCCCCUGGCUGAUACGGAUCUGGAGGCGUACUGGACUGUGUUGGAAGUCAAUCUCAAGGGUCCGCUGCUGUUGCUGCAUGCGUUUCUGCCGCUCCUCGCGGCUACGGCGGCGGCGCAGGCUGCGCACGUUAAUGUGGUCAAUGUUACGUCUGUUGGCGCGGUAAUUGUUUCGCCGGGUGGGAGCGCGUAUGGCGUUAGCAAGUUGGCGCUGCAGCGUAUGAGUGAGUUUGUGGCUGCUGAGUAUGGCGGGAGGGGGGUCAAUGUUGUGGGGUUGCAUCCGGGUAGUGUGGAGACCAAGCUGUCGAGUGGCGUCGAGGAAAUCAAGCCCUAUUUGAUUGAUACAGCGGAGCUUUGUGGAGGCUUUGUGGUUUGGUUAACUUCUCAGGAGAGGGCGUGGUUGAACGGAAGGUACGUAUCUGCCACAUGGGACGUUGGAGUCUUGGAGAGCAAGAGAGAGGAGAUUGUGGAUGGGGACAAGUUGAAGAUCAAGUUGGUUGUGUGA
Molecule: messenger RNA, 915 nt
Organism: Ascochyta rabiei
Lineage: Eukaryota; Fungi; Ascomycota; Dothideomycetes; Pleosporales; Didymellaceae
Exons: 3
Coding region: 1-915 (304 amino acids)
Cellular component (GO): membrane
Molecular function (GO): oxidoreductase activity
Source: RefSeq, a predicted model, not a curated record